AUGGCACGCCCUCACUACACCACCCUCGCCCCUCCACGCGACUCCCUCGAGCUCGGCUCCCUCGCCUCCUCCUCUCCUACCCAUGCCGAUGGAAAUUCCUCCCGCUCGUCCUCUCCAUCCGGCAUCUCCUCAUCUCGCAAGCUAUCCCUUUCGAACGACGACCCUCUCCACCCAGUCCACUCCAAUGGCACCGCCCGCCCCUCUCCCCAUUCGCGUUCCUACUCCGUCUCCUCCGCCUUCGACUUCGCUUCGAACCUCUUCCCUCUCUCCUCGACCGCCGCAGGCUACUCUGUCCUCGGCUCACAGCACGCAGGUGGGCCGACGGACUUAGGGGGUGCGGGGGCGAGCUUAGAGAAGCAUAAGAGUUUGACGUAUCUCAAUGGGCUGAGUCUGGUCGUAGGGCUGAUCAUUGGGAGUGGGAUCUUUUCCUCACCGGCGCAGGUCAAUAUAAAUGCGGGCUCAUAUGGAGCGAGUCUGGUGGUGUGGGCAAUCGCUGGCGUUCUGGCUUGGACCGGGGCCGCGAGCUUUGCGGAAUUGGGGGGCGCCAUACCCCUUAAUGGGGGAAUGCAGAUCUAUCUAUCAAAGAUCUAUGGAGAGCUCACUGGCUUUCUGUUUACGUGGUGCGCAGUCUUUGUCCUAAGGCCAGGCUCUUCUGCUAUCAUUGCCAUUAUAUUUGGAGAAUACAUAGUGCGAGCAGUGGUGGGAGCAGAUGCAGAUGACGUGAGUGCGUGGGUCAACAAGGGAGUGGCCUUUCUGGGCCUCGUGAUGGUGACAUUGAUGAAUUGCGUCUCUACGAAACUCGGAACAAGGGUUGGGGACUUUCUCAUGUUCUUCAAAUUCAUCGCGCUACUAGCUAUCACGGCAACGGGCAUUGUGGUAGCCGUCACAGGCUUCACCUUCCACGGUAAACCCAACGAUGACUGGAAGACUGUCGGCUGGUUCGAGGGCACCUCGACAGACCCUAGCUCCUGGGCCGUCGCCCUCUACGCCGGCCUCUGGGCCUUCGACGGCUGGGAUAACUCCAAUUACGUCGUUGGUGAAUUCCUGCAUCCCCACCGCGACCUACCUCGCGUCAUUCACACCGCCAUGCCGCUCGUCCUCACCUUCUACCUCGCCGCUAGCGUCGCCUAUAUCUUCGUCCUUCCCCAGGCUGUCAUCAUAUCCAGCAACACCAUCGCCGUGAAAUUCGGCUCUGUGGUCUUCGGUCCCAUCGGCUCUCUAGUCCUCGCCUUGACAGUCGGCGGCUCCUGCUUCGGCUCUCUCAACGCCACUACAUUCACCUCUGGCCGUCUCGUCUAUGCUGCUGGCAAAGAGGGCUUUCUCCCUGCCAUCCUUGGCCACAUCGGCAUGCCCGGCGCCGGCCAAAACGACCCCAUAAAUCGCUUCCAGCGCCGCUCCUGGCUCUCGAAGACCCUAACCCGCUUGAUUGGUGACGACGAAGGUAGUCUCGGGUUCACGCCCAUAAACGCCCUGCUCGCCAACGCCAUCCUAACGACCUUCUACAUCAUCAUCGGCGAAUUCGGCACCCUGAUCACCUUCUCCGGCGUCGCGGCAUACGCAUUCUACUUCAUCACCGUGUUGGGUCUCAUAAUAUUAAGGGUCAGAGAACCGUACCUGGAACGUCCGUAUAAGUGCUGGAUCACCACGCCGAUCAUCUUCUGCUGUGUCAGUAUCUUUUUGUUGAGUAGAGCGGUGUUUGCGAAGCCGAGACAGGUGGUCAUUGUGGUUGCGUUUGUGGCCGCGGGGGUGCCAGUGUACUUUUGGAGGGUGAAGCCGAAGGGGAAAAGGAGAGGAGAUGAGGGGCAUGGGUGGAAGUUUUGGAGACGGUGGAGGAGGGGAUGA
This is a messenger RNA of Bacidia gigantensis, 1842 nucleotides long. RefSeq lists its product as uncharacterized. The transcript has a single exon. Gene Ontology annotation, biological process: amino acid transmembrane transport. Lineage: Eukaryota; Fungi; Ascomycota; Lecanoromycetes; Lecanorales; Ramalinaceae. Gene Ontology annotation, molecular function: L-amino acid transmembrane transporter activity. Gene Ontology annotation, cellular component: membrane. The record is from RefSeq and is a predicted model, not a curated record. Bases 1 to 1842 code for a protein of 613 amino acids.